Messenger RNA from Schistosoma margrebowiei, 436 nucleotides. The record is from the annotation of a GenBank genome assembly. NCBI's taxonomy places the organism in Eukaryota, Metazoa, Platyhelminthes, Trematoda, Strigeidida, Schistosomatidae.
AUGGAGUAUACUUCACAGAUUCUCCUUUCCAUCUUGCUGAUUAUAGUUAAUAUACAUUGCAGUCUGUCUUUAAGCUGCUAUGAAUGCAAUCCUUGUCCAGUUCCAUUCAGGAAUUCUUCAGUGAAAAUAGGACAUAAUUGCAAAUGGUGUGCAAAGCUUUCGGUAAAACAUUACCCAACUCCAAUCAGAGAAUGUGCACCUGAGUGCAGCUUUGCGUUUUGGGGUCCAACACACAGAUCAUUGUCUUAUGAUUGUUGUCAAACUGACUAUUGUAAUAAGAGUGUACAGACACGUAUAGUUCAUCAUCUGUUGACUGUGAUAGUCAUAACACUCACUUGUUUCUUCAGAGUUAAGAUGCAGUGAAACUGAACAAACAUUAUAUUCUACACAAAUCGAUUAUUUUUAUCUUGCUUUCUGUGUUUUAUAGAUUCAGCCG